This is a messenger RNA of Penicillium canariense, 1233 nucleotides long. Its product is annotated as putative ethanolamine kinase. Gene Ontology annotation, molecular function: choline kinase activity; ethanolamine kinase activity. Lineage: Eukaryota; Fungi; Ascomycota; Eurotiomycetes; Eurotiales; Aspergillaceae. Gene Ontology annotation, biological process: phosphatidylethanolamine biosynthetic process; phosphatidylcholine biosynthetic process. Gene Ontology annotation, cellular component: cytoplasm. The record is from RefSeq and is a predicted model, not a curated record. The coding region runs from base 1 to 1233 and encodes 410 amino acids. The transcript is spliced from 5 exons.
AUGGGCUCGACCGACAACGUGAACGGGGCCUCGACGGCCCUGCGCUACAUACCGCUCUCCUACAGCCCCGCCGACUCCCAGGCCUCCGCCUUGCGCUUGAUUUUGACCCUCUUCCCUCACUGGGAGGGCCCAGGCAAUAAGAUCGAGUUCGUGCGAUUCACCGACGGCAUUACCAACACGCUCCUGAAAAUCAUCAAUCGCAAGCCUGGCUUGACGGAUGAGCAGAUAGACCAUGAUGCGGUACUGAUGCGCGCGUACGGAAAUGGCACAGAGAUCCUUAUAGACCGUGAAAGAGAAACCACAUCCCACGCCCUCCUCGCCAGCCGCGGCCUCGCCCCUCCCCUCCUCGCGCGGUUCAAAAACGGCCUCCUUUACCGCUUCAUCCGCGGCAGGCCCUGCGGCCACGAAGAUCUGGUGACCCCUCCCAUCUUCCGCGGUGUGGCGCGCAAGCUCGCACAGUGGCAUGCCGUACUUCCCAACAACGGUGCCGGUUCUGCGCCUACGAACGGAGUUGCGGACAAGCACGAUCUUGAUUUCACGCCAAUCCAACCGCGCCGUGCAGGCCCCUCCAUGUGGGCAGUCCUCCAGCGGUGGAUCGCCGCCCUACCGAUAACCACGCCCGAGCAGCGGUCUCGGCGGUUGAGCCUGCAGAAGGAACUUCAGUGGGUUGUGGGCCAGCUCGACGAUGGCGUGGGCAUUGGUGAAGACGGCCUUGUUUUCUCGCACUGUGAUCUCCUGUGCGCCAAUGUGAUCGUCCUGCCCGAUGACGAGGGCGUGCAGAAUGCCGACGAUGACGUCGCCCCGGUCAACUUCAUCGAUUACGAGUACGCGGUUCCCGCCCCGGCAGCCUUCGACAUUGCCAACCACCUGGCCGAGUGGAUCGGCUACGACUGCGACUACAAGAUGAUCCCCACCCGCUCGGUCCGUCGCCAAUUUCUCACCGAGUAUACCAAGAGCUACUGCCAGCACCGCGGACUCGGCGCCUCAUCGGAGGCCGAGAUUGUCGACCGCUUAUACCAGGACGUGGACCGCUUCCGCGGCUUUCCUGGGCUCUAUUGGGGCGUGUGGGCUCUGAUCCAGGCCCAGAUUUCCCAGAUUGACUUCGACUAUGCCAACUACGCUGAGCUGCGACUUGGCGAAUACUGGGCGUGGAAACGUGAGGUUGACGGCAGCCGGAAGCAAGCCGGCGAAGAACUGCCCCUCCGCGAGCAGCGGUGGGCGCAGGAGGCAUGA